AUGUGGAAGCUGGCAGGUCUAUUCCCUCACAUAACCAGUUCCUUUAAAAAAUCAGUUGAUGUCAAGCACAGAGUGGCACACCAAAUUCUGUCUGCUGAUUUUUCUCCAGCACCUCCAGAUUAUGAAAAACCAUAUGUGAGAAUUAAAAAGCCAGCCUUUGAGAAACUGAUGAGCUGUAAUCGACGAAGGACAGAUUACCUGAGGCGUCUUCCGGAACACUAUAAUUCUGCGAGCAAGGUUGGCUCAUCUGAAGACUCAGAUGCUGAUCAAUACUACGUUUAUAGUCUGGGAGGACCGUUAGAGCCAUUUAGCUGAGUCGGAAAACGAAGCCACAAAGCUGGAAGCCUGGAGUUUGUUUAAUUGACGACUUUGAGGUAUGAGAGGGCCCGGGAAUCUGUGGACUUUGGCAGGCUGGCUUUCUUGGACACUUCCCUGGGCUUCAAAAGCCUUCAUCCUUCAAGUUUUGUUCUCUUUAAUUGGAAGAGGGGACAGAAGUUAUCGUUCUAGCACUUAUUAAAUUUUCCUUUAAAAUAACUACUUGGAACCACACAUCUCUGCAAGAAUCACAGAAAUGGUGGUGCGUCCCCGACAGCUGUGGGCUCCACAGUCAAAGAGUCAGUCCCUUCCAUCUGGGAGUCCGGCCGGGGCGGGGCGCAGCGCAAGGGCGUGAGAAAGACUUUUUUGUAUUCAGAGCAAUGGUCCCGCGCAUCACUAGCCAGGUUGUCCUGCGCCCGAGGCGCCGCUGG
Messenger RNA from Pteropus alecto (black flying fox), 746 nucleotides. RefSeq names its product chromosome unknown C4orf51 homolog (gene CUNH4orf51). NCBI's taxonomy places the organism in Eukaryota, Metazoa, Chordata, Mammalia, Chiroptera, Pteropodidae. The record is from RefSeq and is a predicted model, not a curated record. The transcript has 5 exons. Bases 1 to 315 code for a protein of 104 amino acids.